CGUUUGGUUAAGCAUGAGAUUGAAGUGGAAACUACUGAGGUAUAGAAAUUAAAUUCCUCCAUUUUGUAGGUAGUGAAAUUUCUGUACGGAAUGGUACUGACACCGUUAUGAUUUAGACAAGAUUGUGCCAGAUUGGCAGAUUGUCACUUUCCUAGCUACAACCUCCAUUAUCGGCCUUAUCUCCAUAACGAACUAUAUUCAUAGCCACAUUGAUAGAUGCUUUCGACCAUGUAGGCACCUACUGGACUUACAUGCCACCGAUAGGUGGCACUAGCUUGGUUGUUUUUCUAUUACCCAAGCAUGAUUCAUUUCUAAGGUACGAUCUUUAUCUACUCUCUCUUUCUCUCUCAAACACUCUCUCCUUUCUUUUUCUUGUCAUCAAUUGCUAACUUUAGAAUCGAAUCGGUUAUCCCCGAAUAAUUCCCCGAGCUAGCUACUCCACGUUGACUGUGUAAGAAUUCAAUUGGACGAUAAACCUUUACCGACUCCAGACACAAGUUACCGGAGCUCACACGGAACAAUUCCUACUUCCCAUGAUUUUGCUAACCAAAUAGCACAAAAGAAUAUGUUUUAAUUUUUUGGUCAACCAAAUGACACCUAAGAAGAAUAUUUAGAGAGGGAUUAUUUAUUUUUAAUUUUAAUUUUUGUAUAUAUAAUUGGUAUAGAAAAUAAUAUAGAAUUGUGGUUUUGUUAACCCUCUUUCUCCUAUAGUCAACUGUUAACCCUUUGAUAUAACUAACAGUUAGUUAGCUUCUUCUUUUUUCUUUAUCCUAUACAUUGAUUGAACUACUGGCCUUGUUUCAAAGCCAUAGAAGAACAACCAUUGCAAUCCCAAAAUCCUGCCGCCCUCAUCAAUUUCAUUCUUUUGUCUUUACAUAGCGAAAACAACCCAGUCUUGCUAUAUAUAUACAAGCAUAUGCUAGAAGUUCAUACUUCAAAAUCAAUUAUAUGUUGUAAUCAAAUUUAAGCUAAUCAGAAUGCCAGAUUUCUUUGUUAUGUAAAAUUAAAGAAAAAAUCAUCAGACUGUCAGAAAAUUUCAUAAAUUCAAUCAUGUUAAAAGGACAGUUGCAAGUCCUAAACGCGCUUGAUGUGGCUAAAACACAAUGGUAUCAUUUCAAAGCCAUUGCGAUUGCGGGUAUGGGCUUCUUCACAGAUGCAUAUGAUUUGUUCUGCAUCUCUAUGGUGGCAAGACUGCUAGGGCGUUUGUACUACACUGCACCUGGCGCGGAGAAGCCAGGGAUCUUGCCUAUCAAUGUCUCAGCUGCUGUGAAUGGGGUCGCGCUUUGUGGCACCUUACUUGGACAGCUUUUCUUUGGUUGGCUUGGAGAUCAUAUGGGAAGAAAAAAGGUGUAUGGUACUACUUUAAUAUUGAUGAUCUUUUCUUCGUUUGCUUCGGGACUGUCAUUUGGGAAGACUCCGAAAGGGGUGAUGACUAGUCUUUGUUUUUUUCGAUUUUGGCUUGGGUUUGGUGUUGGAGGAGAAUAUCCUCUUUCGGCCACUAUCAUGUCUGAGUAUGCUAACAAGAAGACUCGUGGGACAUUCAUUGCCGCGGUCUUUGCAAUGCAAGGCAUGGGGAUUUUAGCUGGUGGGAUAGUGGCCUUAUUAGUCUCAGCAGCCUUUGAAAACAAGUUUAAACCACCCCCUUUUAAUGUAGACCCUAUUGCCUCUAUUCCACCGGAAUCAGACUUUAUUUGGCGAAUUGUCUUGAUGUUCGGAGCCAUUCCUGCUAUCUUUACGUAUUAUUGGCGUAUGCAGAUGCCUGAGACAGCUAGGUACACUGCCCUUGUGGCUAAGAACUCGAGACAGGCUGCUGAAGAUAUGUCAAAAAUUCUCAACAUUCAUUUGGAUGCAGAGGAAGAGAAGGUUGAUAAACUACUCCGAAGUGAGAGUCACCAGUUUGGGCUAUUCUCACGUGAGUUUGCUAGCCGGUAUGGUGUCCGCCUCCUAGGAACCACCAGUACUUGGUUCUUACUCGACAUAGCUUUUUACAGUCAGAACCUCUUUCAAAAAGAUAUCUACUGGUCUGUAGGAUGGAUCCCGCCCACAGGUGAGAUGAGUGCCAUCAGGGAGGUUUACCAAAUAGCCCGAUUUUCAACCUUGAUUGCUCUUUGUGGGACUGUCCCAGGGUACUGGUUCACUGUCGCCUUCAUAGACGUAAUUGGACGUUGGUGGAUCCAAAUGAUGGGAUUCUUUUUCAUGACAGUUUUCAUGUUCGCCAUUGCCUUUCCCUAUGAUCAUUGGAAUAACAAAGAACAUCGUAUUGGUUUCUUAAUCUUAUAUGGUCUAACCUUCUUCUUUGCCAACUUUGGUCCGAAUGCUACCACCUUUGUUAUACCAGCCGAGAUAUUCCCAGCUAGGCUUAGGUCCACUUGCCACGGUAUAUCAGCAGCAUCAGGAAAAGCAGGGGCUAUAAUUGGAGCCUUCGGGUUCUUGUACGCCUCACAAGAGAAAGACCCGGAGAAGAGAAUUCAUAAUUAUCCAGCUGGUAUAGGGAAGAAGAAGUCCCUCAUCAUUCUUGGUGUCAUCAACUUUAUUGGUAUGUUAUGCACAUUCUUAGUCCCUGAACCAAUGGGUAAAUCUCUUGAAGAACUUGCUGGAGAUGUUGAAAUUGAUGACGCUGAAUAUGAGUGCAAAGUUGUUGUUUGAUUAUUACUUGUAAUUAAAAUACUAA
Messenger RNA from Chenopodium quinoa (quinoa), 2671 nucleotides. Its product is annotated as probable inorganic phosphate transporter 1-3. Bases 1051 to 2646 code for a protein of 531 amino acids. The transcript has a single exon. Gene Ontology annotation, molecular function: phosphate transmembrane transporter activity. Gene Ontology annotation, biological process: phosphate ion transport; transmembrane transport. Gene Ontology annotation, cellular component: membrane. The record is from RefSeq and is a predicted model, not a curated record. NCBI's taxonomy places the organism in Eukaryota, Viridiplantae, Streptophyta, Magnoliopsida, Caryophyllales, Amaranthaceae.